GCAAUAAUUCUCAGCUCAACUCGUUUUGUUGAUAUACCUCUUCCUUCGAAGAGCGAAAGACUUCGUGCAUGAAAGUAAACAAAUCGUAGUCUGUUACAAUGUGCAUUGAUUAUGAUUGUUACGAGGAAAAUAUUCACCUCUGUUAAUUUUAAAAGUAGUAUUUCUCAGUCUGUCUUCAGAAAAUUUUCUGUUACUGUUCCCUUCAAUGCUGUCAAUAAAGAUGUUGUCGAAAGUCUUGAACGACAUGCUUUAGUCGAUUUUUCUACUGCAGCCGGAAUAGAGAGACUAGAAAAAUCCAUACAGUUUGCUGAUAGACUAAUGGAAGUUGACACCACAGGGAUAGAACCUCUCAUAAGUACAGUAUAUGAAAGAAAUGAAAAUUUGCAAGCUGAUGAAGUAUUACAGAAAAGUAAUAGGGAAGAACUGAUGAAAGCAGCUCCAGUUACAGAAGAAUUUUAUUAUGUUGCUCCAUUAGGCACAUUUUCAAGGAAUCCUGCAAAAUCAAGUGAAUAGUUUUCUCUUGUAAAAUUUUAUGUGAAUAAGACAUAAUGCAGUUUUGACUUUUUAUUACACUUAGUACAACUAUAAAUAAAAAGAAAUUAAGGGAAAAAA
Molecule: messenger RNA, 612 nt
Organism: Stegodyphus dumicola
Lineage: Eukaryota; Metazoa; Arthropoda; Arachnida; Araneae; Eresidae
Gene: GatC
Product: glutamyl-tRNA(Gln) amidotransferase subunit C, mitochondrial
Biological process (GO): regulation of translational fidelity; mitochondrial translation; glutaminyl-tRNAGln biosynthesis via transamidation
Cellular component (GO): mitochondrion; glutamyl-tRNA(Gln) amidotransferase complex
Source: RefSeq, a predicted model, not a curated record